This is a messenger RNA of Calliphora vicina (urban bluebottle blowfly), 2657 nucleotides long. RefSeq names its product transcription activator GAGA. Lineage: Eukaryota; Metazoa; Arthropoda; Insecta; Diptera; Calliphoridae. Bases 632 to 2536 code for a protein of 634 amino acids. The record is from RefSeq and is a predicted model, not a curated record. Gene Ontology annotation, molecular function: protein binding. The transcript is spliced from 8 exons. Gene Ontology annotation, biological process: regulation of transcription by RNA polymerase II. Gene Ontology annotation, cellular component: nucleus.
AACAAUAACAGCAGUGUGUUUUUGUAUAUAACAAGAAACGAAAUACAAUAAUAGAGUGACGAUGAUGAGACGACGAGCACCAAAUCGUAUGACUUUUCAGGGAAUUUAUUAAAAACUCAAUUUUUAGUAGAAAAUUUUCAACGUUGGCGAGUAGUUGUGAGCGCACGUUAGUUAAAUCUCCGGUGAGAUUUAUUUUGUUUUUUCUUGCUAAAAGUUUCUUAUCCAUGUGUGAGUACAUGAAAUAGGAAAAAAAAACUCCCUAUAUUGUGACUGUGUGUAUAACAAGUACUCAGUACUCACAAGAGCAUUAUUCACAAAUUUACAACAAUAAAGUGACCAAAAAUUGAAUAGCCACGGACGCUGGCUUAAAUUAAAUAAAAAAUAUAUAUAAAAGUUGUUAAUAAUUUAAUUUUAAAAAUAAAAAAGUAGAAAUUGUUAUAAAAGAAACUUGCCAAAGGCAAAGUAAAAAAUAAACAACCAACAAAAAAAAACAGUGACAAAAGUCAUAAUAGACUCUUUAUAUCCGGGGUGUUAAUUAAAUCUCGCCACCAUUACCCACUAUUACCACCCAAUUCAACAACAGCAACAGCCCAUUGAGGACGUUUGUGCUGUUGGUGAAUCGGUGGACUCAAUGAUGGCAUUGCCCAUGAAUUCCUUAUAUUCCCUUACCUGGGGUGACUAUGGCACCUCAUUGGUAUCGGCCAUACAACUGCUGCGAUGUCAUGGCGAUCUGGUGGAUUGUACUUUAGCAGCUGGUGGCCGGAGUUUUCCCGCACACAAGAUUGUCUUGUGUGCGGCCUCACCAUUUCUAUUGGAUUUGCUAAAGAAUACACCCUGCAAACAUCCAGUAGUUAUGUUGGCCGGUGUCAAUGCCAACGACUUGGAGGCUCUGCUAGAGUUUGUCUAUCGUGGUGAGGUGAGCGUGGAUCACGCACAAUUACCCUCGCUAUUGCAGGCGGCUCAAUGUUUGAACAUACAAGGCUUGGCGCCACAAACAGUGACCAAAGAUGACUACACCACGCACUCGAUACAAUUGCAGCACAUGAUACCGCAACAUCACCAUGAACAAGACCAACUGAUUGCCACCAUUGCCACCGCUCCCCAACAAACCGUACACGCUCAAGUUGUCGAUGAUAUACACCAGGCUGGACAAAUCUUGCAAACCACCACACAAACGAAUGCGGCUACCGGACAACAGCAAACGAUUUUGACCACUGAUGCUACCAAGGAUGUUAUACAGCAAUAUUUACCGGCACGCAAACGUAAACCCCGAGUCAAGAAAAUGUCACCCACGGCCCCUAAAAUCAGCAAAGUUGAAGGCAUGGAAACGAUUAUUAGCACACCCACAUCAUCGCACCCGGCCACUACUGUACAAACCACCCAACAACAACAACAGCAGCAGCAACAACAGGUCCAACAACAACAACAGCAGCAGCAACAACAACAGGCCCAACAACAGCAGCAGCAGCAACAGUUACAGCAACAGCAGCAGCAACAACAACAACAGGCCCAACAACAGCAGCAGCAGCAACAAAUUGAAAAUGGCAAUGAAACACAAAUAAUCACCUCGACACCCAUUAUCAAGAGUGAGGUAAACAAGGUUGAGACCAUUGUCACCAUGGAUCCGAACAGCAGCAGCGAGGUGUCCAUGAUAACGCCCAGCAAAUCGGGCAAACGUUCGAAGAAUGUCAGUGGUGAAAAACCCCGCUCCCGUUCACAAUCCGAACAACCGGCCACCUGUCCCAUCUGUUAUGCUGUCAUCCGUCAAUCUCGUAACUUGCGUCGCCAUUUGGAGCUGAGACAUUUUGCCAAACCGGGCGUUAAAAAGGAAAAGAAAAGUAAGUCCUCCACUAAUGCCGCCAAUUCAAGUGCAAAUGAUUCCGAUAACGGUACAACACUACUCGCCUCAUCCACACUGAACAGUGACACCAGUACACUUUUAGACACAACGCAACAUGGAGGCAAGAAAACCGCAAUGGCCGUACCGCCCGGCACCACUAAUGCUUCUGGAACAUCGACCGUGACCACAACAACCGUAAGCACUGUGCCGCAAGUACAAUCCGUACAAUCGUUGCACACCCUACAGACCGUACAAGUAAAGAAGGAUCCUGAUGCACAAAAUCAACAGCAACAACAAACCAUGACAGUGACAACGACCAACAAUGGACAACAGCAGCAGCAGCAACAUCAACAGCAGCAGCAACAACAGCAACAAGUACAACAGGUGCAAGUGCAACAAACACAACAAAUCCAACAGCAUCAUAUAAUAGAUCAAUCGGGUAAUAUAUCAACUGCUACGACCACAGCUAAUACGCAGCAGCAACAGCAAACCCAACAACAGCAGCAGCAACAGCAACAACAACAGCCCCAACAAAUUGUCACACAAACUGAGAAUACCGAUGGCACCACAUCCCUAUCGAUUGCUCAAGUACAAACCCUGCAGGGUCAUCAAAUCUUGGGCAAUAUCAAUCAGGGCAACAAUAAGAACAUUUUGGUAAAGAAGGUUUUCAUUUUAAAAGGCAGUAAUAAUACGUAAUGAUGAUCCAACGAUAUGAUCUGCGGCUCCGAGGGUAGUACGGUGGACAACGGAGUCGAGGUCGUAGCGGCAACAACAUCAGCAACAACGUCAACAGCUAAUGAAACCAACAACAACAACA